AUGGCCACACCAAUGAAGACUGUUAGACGCAACCCCUCUUAUUCUUUCCUGAAUCCGAAUCUGGAUUCCAUUGGGUGUUUAGCAAAGAAGAUUACGCCAGAUGAGACAACCAACUUCAGAAAGGAAUAUGGGUACAUUCUGAGUCUUCUCAAGAUGCCGUUCACCAAGUACGAGCAAGAAGGGGUUCAUACUUUGCUGCAGUUCUAUAAUCCUUCCCUUCGCUGCUUCACGUUCACCGACUACCUCCUGGUUCCUACAUUGGAAGAGUAUUCCCUGUUUCUUGGCAUCCCUAUAAAGAAGGAAGUGCCAUACUAUAGCACCAUGAAGGCCCCCGAUUCCAUUGAAAUUGCUAAGGCUCUUUAUUUGAGCAAGUCGGUUGUGGAAGCAAAUCUUACCAAGAAGGGAGGAGGUUUUGGUUUUUGCAUGGAGUUUCUGGUUAAAAGGGGUUGUGAAGCUGCUGAAGCAAAGGAAUGGGACACAUUUAGGGCUAUCUUGGCUCUAAGUAUAUAUGGCAUCGUGUCACAUCUGCCUGAGCGUGGCGCUUUCGUUGAUAAUAGGCACACAUCUAAAUGGGCUGAAAGGAUUAUGGGGCUGAGGGCUAAAGAUAUUGUCUGGUACAAUAGCGCUUUAGAUGACAGGGAAGUUAUUAUGAGUUGCGGAAAGUUCAAAAACGUACCUCUCAUGGGUCUUAGGGGUGGAAUAAACUAUAACCCCGUCUUGGCCAGAAGAACAUUUGGAUAUGCUUUUAUCAGUCCACCGGAGCAAACAGAGAUAGCUGAGAACAUUUUCUAUCAUGUGGCCACCGACAAUGGGCAAAUGGCAGAAGCUGUGCAGGCUUGGAAGAGUAUUUGCUGGAGAGAUAAGAAACAUUUUGGUCAGCGAGAUUGUGCUACUUAUGAGGACUAUACUAAAUGGGUCGAAUCUGUGGUUGCUGUUCGAGGGAUGCCUUUCCCUCCCAAGGAUCCUUUGUACCCCCCUGCUGGUAAACAACCCAACAUUGUCUCCAUGCCCUGUUAUAAUCAAACUGUGGAAGAGAAUCGAAAAUUGACCGAACAAAUGGAAACAAUGCAAGUUAAGAUGAAGAAAAAGAUAAAGGAACAUUACGAGGCUCAGUUGGCAGAAUUGACUAAAAGACUCCAGAUUCAGACUGAAAAUGCCAAUUCAGAGAAAUCUCGUCGCAAGAAGGCAGACAAACUCUUGUUGGAUCGUCAGAAUACCAUAGAGAAGUGUUAUGAAGAGAUCAGAAAGCUGAAAGGCCAGAUAAGAGAAAAAGACCAAGAUAAUGUCCAAGUUCAAGAGGAAGCUAGGUAUUGGGAGGUGAAGAACCGCAACAUGGAAACAAUGCAUUUCAGAAAAGACCUGCUGAUUCAAGAGAUCAUUAAGAGGCCCACCCGUGCUGAGACCAAGAAGCUCUUUGAAGAAAUGAAGACUUGGAGUGAUAAGCACAUUGGAGAUAGCCCUCUUCGCCAUUUGGACAUGGGAGAUCCUGCUUGA
Vicia villosa (hairy vetch) is the source of this 1494-nucleotide messenger RNA. RefSeq lists its product as uncharacterized. The transcript is spliced from 3 exons. The record is from RefSeq and is a predicted model, not a curated record. The coding region runs from base 1 to 1494 and encodes 497 amino acids. NCBI's taxonomy places the organism in Eukaryota, Viridiplantae, Streptophyta, Magnoliopsida, Fabales, Fabaceae.